CCAGGUAUGUUGACGCUUUAUGUGAAUUGUUGUUGCAACAAUGGACAUCAUUUGCCUCCAUGGAGUGUGGUCAUGAGUUUAUAGUCUCCUUCAUGUGACUUUUUUAAAUGCAAGCUUUAGCCUGUUAACUAUGUGGACUGAGCUGUACUUUCAGCCUUAACAACAACACAACAAGGUCACGUGGCACUUUCGUAACCCCCCCUACACCCAAAAUGGAUAUCGGCAGUUUCUGCUCCAUCUGUGACGUCACAUUCACGUCAGAAACCCACGCGCAGUCGCACUUCACGGGCAAGAAGCACAGGAAAAAAGAAGAUUUCGGUAAACCACGUCAGCCGGGCGGCUCUAGGAGGAACUGCGUUUCUCAAAAACCCAACGGAGAAACGGCCUCGGAGCGGUCCCCGCCGAAGCCCCAAAACGGGUUUGCGCGGGAUGAUCUCGUUGGUUCCCGUUCGUUGUGGCGUCACCAAGAUGGCGACAUCAACACUCGCACGCCGAACGAGUCGGGGCACCUGUACUACUGUAACCCAUGCAUGAAGAAUUUCUCUGGCCCGUCGCCGAUGAAACAACACAUGGCGAGUCCCAGCCAUGACAAGCAAGUGAAAAAAUUGGAAGCAAAGCUCGCCAAAGACAACAACAAUAACAACAACCGGAACGGUCAAAUGAUCCCAUACUGGAAGGACCUGUCCACAACAGGUCAACCCAGACCCCAGGAGUUCGAACGGAGUUCUGAAAGCUCAUCAGAAAGUUCUGGGAAAAUGUCCACACCACCAAAAGGUGACAUCGUGAGGUCAGGUUCUGUAGCAUCUCUUCAAAGUCUUCCGAGGUGCAGCGGAGCGAACGAUUUACGCAGUAUGCUGAUCGGCAUGUGCAUGACGAAACUGAAGGCAGAGCUAGGUCGCAUCAUACCCUCUAUCGCCGAAUCGGUCGUGGACACCGUUUUGGGGACCUUGGUUCGAGAUGAAAAUCUGACCCAGGCUGACGAAACGUCAUCACAGGACCAAGAUGGCAGCCGUCUGAAUCUAGAGGAAACAACUUCGUCCCCAGUUGCAGACAAUAGCGACGAGAACGACCGGAAACUUCAUAAAAGUUCGACGGGAACGUGGGUUGAAAAACAUACACAACCAGCCGACGCAGACGACAUCAGACAAAAUGGCGAGAAACCUGCUACAUGUUCUCCUAUCACUUUUGAAGAAAGUGAACCAACCAAUAAUACAGAAACAGAUGACGUCAGUGACACCAGCGAGCUUUCAAAUCGAGAGACGGUGGUGAGAGUAGUGAGCACCAGUGAAGAUGGUGACGUGUCUAACCUUACUGAACAACAGCGAUGUUACCAGGACAGAAACGGGUUGGGAGGUCAGAGAAAUGUAACCCAGACUACCGCCUCUACAAACCACACAGAAACCAAUGGAGAUGACUAUGUUGAGAUAUACGGUGUGCAGCUGCAAAUGAAGAAGGGCAGGGAUUUCGUAUCAACGGUUCACCAACAGCCAAUCGCUACCGAUCCAGCCUCGGUAGAUGACUCCAUGUUUGACUUGAAGAGCGCCACCAGGGGCGAGAUUGAACCAGGGAGAACCAGUCCGAGAAUCAUACAGUCAAUGACUUCAGAAGGUGGACAUAGUCGCACCGUGGCGUCACCAGAUCUGAUCGACUUUGAGGAAAUGAAAAACGAGAAAAACGCAGUAAUGUUGGACCACCAUCAUGCAAGGAGACCAAUUACAAAUGGUUUACUUUAUCGAUCACAAACUUACCGGUAGCAAAUGCCAGCGGUAGACUGGUACCCUGUCCUUGUGACCCGCAAAGGACAGGUGUAUUGGUUGAUGUUCACACGUUGUGUUUGUAUACACACUUUGGAUUUAACUGCGGAUCUCGAUAACCAUGAUUAAAGCCAUGUGAAAUGGUGUGAGGUCAAAGGUGACAAUGUAUGUUGGCUUAACGGCAGAUCUCUGGCGUUCACAGAGCCUCAAAGUGACGUCAGAUGUUCAGGCUGAGUUAACCAUAAAAGGACUUAACUUGUUGUCUUCGGAUUCAGCGUUUUGGAAAAAAAAAAAAACGUUUGUUAAAAUGAAUGGUUGGAAAGAUGUUUUAGUUGUAUCAUUUAAUGUUGUAGACUUUAAUAAUCCCUUGCAGUCAUAUAUUUGGAGGGAUGUAAAAGUUAAUCCAGAGGGGUUGGGAAUAGGGACCGAUCCAUUUUUUUAUUUAAAAAUAAUUAUUUUAGAUUUUAAUUUUAAAGGCCUGAUAUUUAUUUUUAAAUCAUAAAAUGGAUCGGUCCCUAACAACAAUCAUUUUAAUUAACUUUGAAAACCUCUCAUUCAGAGUAUAAUGUGUGGUUUUCCCUUUGCUUUGUGAACUAACACGGUCCGCCAUUUCGAAGAGCCAAAUCACAAAAUAACUGACCAUGCCAAACCACAAAGUAAAAGGAAAUCCAAAACUGAACGGACAUUUUUCGUGUGAUUAAUUGUGUACUUUUAAAAUAUCUUACAACCAUGUUCAUAACAAACGUUUUUGAGCCAAAAGUGCACUCCGAAAACAAUGCGAACCUUUAAAUACUUGACGUUCUUACGGAAGAAAUGUUGUUUUUAAUAUUAGUUAAUACAACCAUAAGCAUGUAAUUAAAUGAAGAGGACAAAUUGUACAAACAUUUAUGAAUAUUUAACUUCAAAAGAUAUAGCGUUUCUCAAAGGGUCUAUGUACUUUUUUUCUAACACAAAGCGCAAUGUCCACAGAUUAAUACACAAACUUACACAGUUUAAA
Asterias rubens (European starfish) is the source of this 2751-nucleotide messenger RNA. RefSeq lists its product as uncharacterized. The record is from RefSeq and is a predicted model, not a curated record. Gene Ontology annotation, molecular function: zinc ion binding; nucleic acid binding. The transcript is spliced from 2 exons. The coding region runs from base 213 to 1754 and encodes 513 amino acids. Lineage: Eukaryota; Metazoa; Echinodermata; Asteroidea; Forcipulatida; Asteriidae.